CGCGGCUGCCCAGUACGUACAUAAUGCCUGUCGAGCGUCUCUCAUUCACAGUGCGCUGGUUGCCGGAGAGCCUUGCUGCUGAUUAGAGCAAGACAGGUGGUCUUUCCCACCGUCUGAAUUUCUGACAUCUGAGUGGCUGCUAGCAGAUGGGUGCGAUGCGAGUGUACACGCUGCUGCUAUGGCUGGUAGUGCUGCUGAUGUCGGUGACUGCUAACAGCGUACCCGUCUACCUGCGAGAUAAGCCUCGCUCGAUACGAGGGUUCAAGAAUCAUGCUCUGUCCACGGCUCGAGGAUUUGGCAAGCGAUCGGAUUCAGAACUUUCUUCCUCUGAAACCUCCCAGUUCACCGACAGAGACAGUUUUCCAGCAGAUUGGUUCGCCAGUGAGGUGCAGAACAACGGAGAGUUGGCAAGACUGGUCGUGCACAAGUUUAUAGACACCAACCAAGACGGUGAAUUGUCUGCAGACGAGCUGCUGAGGCCCUUGUACGGACCCCCGACUACCACCUAUAAGUAGAGAACAGCGGCCGAGCCCGGAGACCGGAUUGUAACACCAUCUUGGGAUGAUUCAAAUUUGAAUGUUUGUGUUUGGACAAGUGCUGCUACUGUCAAAAAUUUACAAAUCAAUAAAUCUGUCAAAUCCAAUACCCAUAACUGUUUCACCAGAGCAAAAUUGUAAAUAAUAUACAAUACAUUUGUAUUACUCCCUAUGUCUUAUAUUAAUAUUGACUUAUUGAAAAAAUACUCCUAAACUGGAAUAUAUUUAUAGUGAAUAGUACCGGAGAAGAAUUCAUUUAACAUACAUUUUUAAUAUGAUACUUUUGAAAGGUAAUUUCUGUUUAAAAAAUAUGUUUACACACUUUAGAUCUGUAAAAAGAAUCAAAUCAGUUUCCCUACAGGUCAAUACAAUGCAAAUAAUAUAUUUUUCUGUUCAUAAAAAUAGUUAAAUUUGUUAUAAAUAAAAUGGUUAUAUGUGUACCCGUUAAAUACGAGUACAGUUAGGUGUUAAAACAUUGAUAUAAAAUGUUUAAUUUGGUGUUAAAGAUUGGUUAUUGUUAAAAGAACAUUUUUGUGUGACGCAAAAGUUAAGGCCGACUUGUUAUAAUGAGGCCUACAGUUCUGUACCUUUUGUAUAAAUCUAUGAAGAUAGCUGGUCUCCUGGGGAAGGAUCGUCAGGCCUACCAGAUCUCGAAGAAAUUAAAGGUCCCAUUUUGAGCCCUAGGACCUCCGUCCCUCCCGAACCUUGUACAUAGUCACUGUCUUGUUUUACUGACUGUCUUCAAGUCUAUUGUAUUGUUUACACGUCUAUGUAAAUGGAUCAUUGUUUUGAACAAUAAAUUACAUUGUCUCGUUACCAAGCUGCAGAA
This is a messenger RNA of Homalodisca vitripennis (glassy-winged sharpshooter), 1365 nucleotides long. RefSeq names its product allatotropins-like. The transcript is spliced from 4 exons. The record is from RefSeq and is a predicted model, not a curated record. Bases 147 to 515 code for a protein of 122 amino acids. NCBI's taxonomy places the organism in Eukaryota, Metazoa, Arthropoda, Insecta, Hemiptera, Cicadellidae.